AUGGGGAAAGUGACAUGUUUUUCGCUAUAUUUCCAUUCUGAGGCUGAUUCUGAGGUUCGCGUCUGGACAACACGUGAUCAAAUCAAUCAAGCAGAGUUUGCCCUCUCAGUAACAUCCCAGAUUAUAACAUACUUCGAGAGUUAUUACAAAGUAGACUAUCCACUACCUAAACAAGACCUGAUCGCCAUUCCCGACUUCUCGUCCGGUGCUAUGGAGAACUGGGGACUAAUUACAUUCAGAGCGACCAGGUUAUUAUAUCAACCUGGGGUUUCAUCAGAAAGUAAUAAACAAAGUGUUGCCACCAUUAUAUCACAUGAGUUAGCACAUCAGUGGUUUGGUAACCUGGUUACUCCAAAGUGGUGGAACGACCUGUGGUUAAAUGAAGGGUUUGCAAGUUACGUGGAGUACCUGGGCGUGGAUCAUGUCUAUCCAGACUGGGAAAUGAUGGAGCAGUUUUUGCUGCUAGAUCUUCAGCUUGUUUUCCCGCUUGAUUCCCUGGCCACGUCACACCCAAUAUCGGUGGAAGUCGAUCACCCCAAGAAGAUUAAACAGAUAUUUGAUCGUAUAUCUUACAGUAAGGGUUCUUCGAUUAUCAGGAUGUUGUCUGGUUUUCUUGGACAAGAUCAAUUUACGAAGGGAUUACAGUAUUACCUACAAACAUAUGCUUUCAAGGACGCUGAAAUGAAAGACCUUUGGAAUGCACUUGGAUCGGUCAGUAAAACAGACGUCAAGACCGUCAUGGAUACAUGGACGUUACAAAUGGGAUACCCUGUGGUCACAGUCGCAAAGAAAGGAAACAAAGCAACCGUUACACAGAAGCACUUCUUAGCGGAUCCCACAUCUAACGUGACUGAAAAAUCUCCCUUCGAUUACAAAUGGUACGUUCCGUUUACCUUCUUCACCGACAAAGUCAAAUCAACCAUGAUAUGGAUGAAUAAAACAUCAGCGGAAUUUACCUGGCCUGACGGAACUUGGAUCAAAGGAAACUACAAACAGAUAGGAUAUUACAGAGUAAAUUACGACGAAGCAAACUGGCAAAAACUGAGCAAACAGCUACAAGUUAAUCACAAGGUAAGAAAUGACUACUAUAUUAUGCUAUACAAACGUGCAACAUUUCUCAGAGCAGCAUGUGCAAAUGGCGACAAACAGGCCAAUAAAAACGCAACUGAUAUUUUCUUUGAAUGGAAAAAUGGCAAGAGGAAACACAUCGACGUCGACCUGCGAUCGUUGGUCUAUCGAUACGGAAUUGCUAACACCGGUGAAGAGGAAUGGCAAUGGAUGUUCAACAAGUUCCUAAAUACCAGUGAUGURACCGAAAAAAAUACUUUGAUGUCUGCUUUAGGAUCGAGCAACAAACCAUGGAUUCUCAAUAAGUUCCUUGCCAGUUCGCUUGAUCCUAAAUUGAUUCGUGCUCAGGACAUGGUUAGCGUCAUUAGAUAUGUUGCCUACAACCCUGUUGGUAAAUAUCUGGCUUGGAACUUUGCACAAGAACACUGGGGAAUUCUACUGGAUACAUUCGGUACCGUUACCUUCCGUAUGACGAGCCUGAUGAAUGGGAUAACACACGCUUUUAACACUGAAUUUGACCUCAAACAGAUGCAACACUUCUUCGAUACGUCAGAGGCUGGUACUAGUGAAGUGGCUCGAAAGCAGGCUAUUGAAAGAACAAAAACUAAAAUUGCUUGGCUUAAAAACAAUGAAGCUGAAGUCGAAGAAUGGCUGAAGAAAAAUAUCUAAUGGAAGUUGUUGGUAAUCUUGUUAGUACACAGACUUUACGACUUUUAGAAUGAAAGACUUUGCUCACUCUUUUUUAUAAAGUUAGAACCAUGAUUUCGAAAUAAAGUUUUUUAACGCAUGAUUGUAGUGUGCAGAACGGGUCAUGCAGGUAGAGCAUUUGUGAUAUACUUGGAGUCGGACUCGGCAACAAACUGUGUUAUUGCCGCAAAACUGGAAGCAAAGACUGGUCCGAUUGACAGUGAUUUGUUUUCAAAAGUAUUUCGACCAUGGCCCUCUUUAGCUUGGCAAUCUAAAAUUGAUUGGUGGUCCCACCCAAAUCUAACAUUCGCUCGUAUGCCCUCAAUCGUUUAGUUUACUGGUCCAUCACUAUCAAAGAUCCCCUGUGUUUCACAGAUCUCAUGUAAGAUGAUCACGUGAUCUCYCUUGUUGCGUGAUUCGUUCAGUAAACGGUGCUUUCUAUAUUUGUCUUGGGUAAUCUCUUUAUAACAAUAAAGGAUAUAUUAUGUAUUCACGU
Messenger RNA from Exaiptasia diaphana, 2251 nucleotides. RefSeq names its product aminopeptidase N. The transcript has 16 exons. Bases 1 to 1737 code for a protein of 578 amino acids. The record is from RefSeq and is a predicted model, not a curated record. Gene Ontology annotation, cellular component: cytoplasm. Gene Ontology annotation, molecular function: metalloaminopeptidase activity; peptide binding; zinc ion binding. NCBI's taxonomy places the organism in Eukaryota, Metazoa, Cnidaria, Anthozoa, Actiniaria, Aiptasiidae. Gene Ontology annotation, biological process: peptide catabolic process; proteolysis.